UCGGUGCGACGUGCUUGUUUCAGCGCCGCUCAUUUGUCCCGAAGCAGGUCGUGCGAAAAGAACAUCGACAAGGCUAUGGCUAAUAACGAUAUCUAGUGUACUUGGUGCAGGCUGUGAGAGAGCCGAAAGCCCAAGAUUUGACCAGACGAUGAAGAUUCCCGAUUUCCUGAUCAUCCUCAUCUCCCUCUUCCUCGCGGCAGCCGUAUCCCUCCUCCUCGGCGGCCGCCGUCUACGACCGAACAAGAAGAGGAGGCUCCCGCUCCCGCCGGGCCCGGCGGCGGUGCCGAUCCUCGGCAACCUGCUAUGGCUGCGCCACUCCUUCUCCCUGCAGAAUAUCGAACCCCUCCUCCGCGAGCUGCACUCCCGCUACGGACCCAUCAUCACCCUCCGCAUCGGCCCCGUCCCCGCCGUCUUCGUCGCCGACCGCGCCCUCGCCCACCGCGCCCUCGUGGAGCUGGGCGCCGCCUUCUCCGACCGCGCCCGUCCCCUCCCCGCCGCCCGCUUCAUCAGCGCCGACAGCCACGUCGUCUCCUCCGCCGCCUACGGCCCCCUCUGGCGCCUCCUCCGCCGCAACCUCGUCGCCGAGAUCCUCCACCCCUCCCGCCUCAGGCUCUACGCCCCCGGCCGCCGCUGGGUCCUCCGCCUCCUCGCCGACGACCUCCGCUCGCAGUCCCGUUCCUCCGACGGCGGCCCCGUCGCCGUCAUGCCCAGCUUCCAGUUCGCCAUGUUCGCUCUGCUGGUGCUGAUGUGCUUCGGCGAAAAAUUAGAUCACGAGUCGAUAAAGCAGAUCGAGAUCGCCCAGCGCAGCUUCCUCCUCUACGUCGUCAGCAACCUCAGCGUCCUCGGCAUCCUUCCGCAGAUUACCAAGCACAUCUUCCGAAACAGAUUGAAGACCGCAACAGCGUUGAGGGCGAGACAGCGCGAGCUGUUCGUCCCGUUGAUCCGUGCCCGGGAAGAAUUCAAGAGGAAAAAGCAGCAGCAGCAGCGGCGGCAGAACGGCGACCAGGUUCAAGAAGACGAGGAGCGAUUCGUGUACUCGUACGUCGACUCCCUGCUGGACAUGGAGAUCCCGGAGGAAGGUGGGAGAAAGCUGAGCGAGGAGGAGAUGGUGGCGCUGUGCUCGGAGUUCCUGAACGCCGGCACGGACACGACGUCGACGGCGCUGCAGUGGAUCAUGGCCAACCUGGUGAAGCACCGGGACGUGCAGAGGAAACUUGCGGAGGAGAUCGACCGCGUGGCAGCGGGGAAUGCGGAGGAGGAGGAUGCCAUAAGAGAAGAGGACUUGCAAAAGAUGCCGUACCUGAAGGCGGUGGUGCUCGAAGGGCUGCGGCGGCACCCGCCGGGGCACUUCGUGCUGCCGCAUGCAGUGACGGAGGAGACGGAGAUCACAGGGUACCGAAUUCCGAAGGAGGCGGCAGUGAACUUCCUGGUGGCGGAGAUGGGGCGGGAUGGGAGGGUGUGGGAGGCGCCGAUGGAGUUCCGGCCGGAGCGGUUCAUGGAGGGAGGUGACGGCGAGGGGGUAGAUGCCGCAGGGGUGUGCAAGGGGGUGAUCAAGAUGAUGCCGUUUGGGGCGGGGAGGAGGAUGUGCCCAGGACUGGGUCUCGCCCUGCUGCACCUCGAGUGCUUCGUGGCGCAUCUUGUCAGGGAGUUCGAGUGGCUGCCGGCAGCAGAGGGGGAGGAAGUCGACUUGGCAGAGAAGCCCGAAUUCACCAUCGUUAUGAAGAAUCCCCUCAGGGCUCGUCUGGUGCCCAGGAGCAGGCAUGCUGCUUAGCCUGCAGAGAUUUUGUUGCUCUGCUGUCUUACACAUUUAUACUUCCCUCUGCUGAUUACUACUGCCCGCAGAUGUUGGUGGGUAGGAUAAUGCACUAUCCAUUGUAGUACACAAUAAAUCGUUUCACCUAAACUGUUAUUUGGUAAUCAAAAUCACAGGACAAUGGAAUCUAUUUGCAGUUCAAUUGUUUCAACUCAA
Messenger RNA from Ananas comosus (pineapple), 1969 nucleotides. RefSeq names its product cytochrome P450 89A2-like. Gene Ontology annotation, molecular function: heme binding; oxidoreductase activity, acting on paired donors, with incorporation or reduction of molecular oxygen, NAD(P)H as one donor, and incorporation of one atom of oxygen; iron ion binding. Gene Ontology annotation, cellular component: membrane. Bases 149 to 1771 code for a protein of 540 amino acids. NCBI's taxonomy places the organism in Eukaryota, Viridiplantae, Streptophyta, Magnoliopsida, Poales, Bromeliaceae. The transcript has a single exon. The record is from RefSeq and is a predicted model, not a curated record.